This is a messenger RNA of Culex pipiens pallens (northern house mosquito), 576 nucleotides long. RefSeq lists its product as uncharacterized. Bases 105 to 473 code for a protein of 122 amino acids. The transcript has 4 exons. The record is from RefSeq and is a predicted model, not a curated record. NCBI's taxonomy places the organism in Eukaryota, Metazoa, Arthropoda, Insecta, Diptera, Culicidae.
CCAACAAACGUUAACAGCACCAUGUUAAUGACAAGUUGGAGUUCUUUUUUGGACGAGCGAUUCGCGUUCAUUUCGUGUUCGGAACUUGAACGACAAACAUCAAAAUGAUGAUCAAAGGCCUGUUUUUGGUGGCGGCAGCGGUUUUCGUGGGAGUUUUUGCCAAUGAAGUUCAGCUGAAUAAAGGAAAUGUUGCUCUGGAACCGUUAGCUCGUCUUCCGAGAAGUGCCCAACAAACUAACCUUCCUGGAUUCCCUAACUUUGUACCUCCCGGUUUCGACAACUCCAAUAUAGUGUCCCAGCAUACCGACAGUAACAAGAAUGGAUUUGCUCAGACAACAAUCUACAAGUCGGACAAUGGAAUGGGUUCGUCUUCUGUGUCCGUUGCCAAAUCGGCCUCCUCUACCGUCCAGCUGUCCUUCAGUUGUCUGAUUGUGUUACUUGCAGCAGUUCCGCAGCUAUUAAAGAUGUCUUAAGUGCUUAAUUGUUGCAGUAUUUAUCGUUUCUACAGAGAGGAACAAGUGAUAAAAAUUUACAAAAGUGCUAAGAGAAUAAACAAACAAGAGAUGCUAAAACUUG